Molecule: messenger RNA, 378 nt
Organism: Colletotrichum siamense
Lineage: Eukaryota; Fungi; Ascomycota; Sordariomycetes; Glomerellales; Glomerellaceae
Exons: 2
Coding region: 1-378 (125 amino acids)
Source: RefSeq, a predicted model, not a curated record
AUGUCUUUCUUCCAAGGAGACUCCCGUCCUGGCGAGCAGCCUGCGCCUCCUCCGCGAGCCCUGACUCCUGUCGAGGUUGGAGUCAUCAUCGGCACCAUCACCGUCUUCUUCGCCGCCAUCGGCUCUCUCUUCUAUUACCGCAACCGAAAGGCCAAGAAGCGUCGUUCCAGCAACGCACAACCACCAUACAGGAACGACCACCCCGACACAGGCCAGGCCAAAAGCGACGGCGGAUCGUCUCGAGAGGCAGAAAUCGCGGACCUCGAGAUACCGCCUCCCACGAGGAAAAAGAGAGCAUGGAAUGACUUUGGCUCUGGGAGGGAGUAUGAGGGUGACCUUGAGAGGGGAGAGGCAUACGAGAUGCGUGGCAAGGCCUAG